AAACAGAAAAAAAAAAAAUCAUGGCUGGUGGAAUAGAACAUAAUCCAGAGACCCCAUUACUGCCGGCAACAUUUUCUGGCUCUUCUGAUUCAAAUGUUGUAUACUCAGAUAUUGAGAAAAAGGGUACAAUAUGGACUGCAGCGGCACAUAUUAUAACAGGGGUUAUAGGGGCAGGGGUACUAUCACUUUCAUGGAGUAUAGCACAAUUAGGAUGGAUAGCUGGUCCAUUGGCUAUUCUAUUCUUUGCAGUAGUGAUGCUAUUUGCAACUACCAUACUUUGUGAUUGCUAUAAGUCUCCAGAUUCUGUGCUUGGCCCUACCACAAAUCACUCUUUAUUGGAAGCUGCAGGAUUUUACUUUAGUAAGUUACUCUUCACUGUAUAUCUUUUACCUUCUUAUUAUUGUCUUGUAGUGUUCAGGCCUAGUGGCAGAGCCAGCUAGGGCCGAGGAGGUUCAUCUGUACCCCUUCAGCGGAAAUUACACUGUUUAUACUUUAUACAUGGUUAACAUUAUUUUUAUGUAUAUACAUGUUUUGGAAUCAUUUGGUGAAAAUCCUGGCUCCGCCACUAAAUCGGGCUAAUUUAUCCACCUCGGCUAUUUGAUCGGUACCUGCUACCUACCACUAUUACAUAUGUUGGAUAACUCUAUCACCAAGAUUUAGGCAGAAGAGAGAAAUCACUCUGUUGGGAUUUGAUUUACCUUCUUAUAAAACUUUGUUGUUAUCAUCUUUGUCAUCAAUUAUUUUGCAUAUGAAAGUUGGAUGACUUUAGGAGAGAAGGCUGAACAGUUUAUGUGUAGCUAUUGUGACUGAGAGUUUGCAUCCCUGGAAAUAGAUAGGAAAAAUAAAAAAAAGUCUACUAAG
Molecule: messenger RNA, 861 nt
Organism: Solanum tuberosum (potato)
Lineage: Eukaryota; Viridiplantae; Streptophyta; Magnoliopsida; Solanales; Solanaceae
Product: amino acid permease 5-like
Exons: 2
Coding region: 21-440 (139 amino acids)
Source: RefSeq, a predicted model, not a curated record